GUCAGCUUCCACUGCUCAUAACUACUUGUAACAAGUAGCCUAGGGUGAAAUUGUGUCUACAAGCCACAAUUCUCUGAAUGACCAUCUUAUGACUCAGCAGCGUCUAAUUUUUCAAGAUGGUGUCUGGUUUUGUUGUGAGAAUGACAUGAAACUUUAGUGACACUGCUAAUUCAUGAACAUGAGAUGACAGUAUGUAGUUAGUGGAAUUACUCUAUACCUCAUUACGCUAUCGUGUAAGAGGGACAUGUGGGUAUUAAUAAUAGUGGUCAUAGUGAAUUUUCAAAUCUUAACGUUUCCGAUUUACAGAAGAGCUAAUAUAAAAACGUAAAGAAAAUUAAUAUGCCACUAAUUUCGAUCAUGAACUCAAAUUAUACAGUCCUAAGAUCUGGAACCAAGGAACCGAAGACCUGCGUCAACUCUUGAGUCUGUUGCGUUUGGAAAUUCACGGUUUUGAGCCACUAUUUGGGAAAAUGGAACUGGCCCCUUUUAAAGAACUGAUAUCUGUACGCUCAAAGCUGCACAAUGGGUUGUUUGUCGGUUGCAGGGAUCGAACAUCGAAAUAAAGCGCCAGACCACGCCUACAUUUAACACUCUACACAGUGGCUUCCAUGCUCUGCCUUAAUGGGCGAGGUUCUCUUUCCUGAUAGGCUAUUGUGAUAUCUACUAAAGAACGAAGGCGGGAUACAAUGGCUGCGUCACAUUUGGGAAUCGUCAUUCGUAUCCCAGAAGUUUGCAAACAGUAGAAAAACAGGAAGCGAAGCGGUUCCCACUCGAACAAUCACAAGAAGAGCUAUCAAGCUACGGCAAAAGUGCUGGAGAAUUUUUAUUUUUGUAUAAACCUAAACUAAGCAACAGGGAUCAUUUUUCAGAACUCUACCAUUAUAAAACUAAAACAGAAAGGAAUGACACUACUGAAUGGCAUCGAUUGACUAACAAUGAUAAACAGUCAUUAAAACGUGUUCACUGAAGUCACUUAUCAACAGGGAAUGGUGCUUAAUCUCGAAACCAGUAGACUUCCUGUUUAUUCUGGCCAAUCAAAUACACAUUCAGAUUUUAAAGAAUUUACAAAACAUCAGCACUGUGCUGUUUAUCUGAACUCUUUGUCAUCCAAACCAUCCGAUUUAAUUACGAAAAGAAAUACGUCGGAGAAAAUAUUUUCUGGAGGACUUCGGUCACACGUGCAAACCACGAGCACGGACCCGAGAACAAGGGUUAACCCAAAUAUGGGUGUUUCAGAAAAGUCGGAGAGCCGAUGUAUAAGCGAAAGAGCUGGUACUGUGGAAGGCUCGCCAAGUGAAUCAACGCUGUCGAUGGCGAGGUUGGUUGGAGAGGCGUCGCCCUUGCCGGCAACAAAGGGCAGCCCUACCUUAACAGACGACGCCAACUCCAGGGCAGUAGAGUUAGCACCUACAUCUAAUAACCCAGACAUAUCCUGCUAUCAAGACUCAGAUGAACACGAAGAUAAAGAGGAGCAGGCUGGAAAUUACAUGAACACAAAUCAAGACCCAGAAACAGUUGAAUGUGAAGACUUUCCUAAACGCAAACAGAGACGGUAUCGUACUACAUUCACAAGCUUUCAACUGGAGGAACUGGAGAAAGCUUUCUCACGUACACAUUAUCCUGAUGUUUUUACAAGAGAAGAACUUGCCACGAGAGUAGACUUAACAGAAGCAAGAGUGCAAGUGUGGUUCCAAAAUCGGAGAGCCAAGUGGAGAAAGCAAGAGAAAGCGAUUGGGAACACCAUCCAGACCCAAGGCUUCAACUCAUACUCCCUUCCUCCUCCGACUUCAACUUCUGCAAACUCGCUUGGUCUUUCAAGUCCUUUCUCGUCGCUCAGUUUUUCAAGAAAGCCGUAUAAUCCUGCUCUUUUUGUCACUACCUCGCGGCCCCCUGCUACAUAUCUACCACCUGCAGUCACAGGUUUGUUGCCACCAACUGGAGCCUAUCUAGGAUCAUCAGCAUACGCCUUGCGCGAUCUAGCAUCGUAUCCAGGUUCGCUACUUCCAUCAUCCCUAUCACCUCUGUUUCCAGCUCCAUAUCCAGCUACUUCGUUCCAAACAUUGCUUGCUAAUUUAUCAGCACAAAGCAGACCAAAACUACCAGGCGAAGGAACUAGCGAGCAUUACACAGGUGUUUCAAAUAAUUCGCCACCGGUCUCAUUAGCUCCAGGAACUUUACCUGGCACUCUAGAGUUUGACCGCCGGAGUUCCAGUAUAGCCGCCCUUCGCAUGAAAGCAAGGGAGCAUGAGAUCCGCAUGGAAAUUAUACGAAAAGUAAACGGGGAAUUUAUCAGUUGAGUAAUUUUAUAAGUACGAGCAAUUUCAGCUGGAAUAAAAGGAGUCACAUCGACUACUUGAAGUGUUAUUUUAAACCAAAGAUGUUUCAGUGUUCCUUUUAGACUUUCAUUGUAAGGGUGUGUGUGUGUGUGUGCUGCCUGUAUCUGUAUUCCAUAUUUAUAAACUGUGAUUUUUUCGGGUCCUUAAAGCUUUUAAUAUCCGUCCAUUUUGACCAUAAGAAUAUAAUGAAUCGAAUCAAAUAUACAGCAUAAUAUAUUUCUGACUUUGAUAUGUUGCGAUAUAGAGUGUUGUAUCACGGUUCGAAUUUUACUUUUACGCUCACUUGUAAAACAUUGAAAGUGCCUGUAAAAUCCACUUACUAAAGUGUUGAGCUCACUUGCAAUUUUUUUUAUGUGUUUCAUUGAACACUUAUGCCUUACAGUAAAAAUAUAUUAUAA
This is a messenger RNA of Limulus polyphemus (Atlantic horseshoe crab), 2734 nucleotides long. RefSeq names its product homeobox protein ARX-like. Bases 987 to 2297 code for a protein of 436 amino acids. NCBI's taxonomy places the organism in Eukaryota, Metazoa, Arthropoda, Merostomata, Xiphosura, Limulidae. Gene Ontology annotation, biological process: regulation of transcription by RNA polymerase II. Gene Ontology annotation, molecular function: RNA polymerase II transcription regulatory region sequence-specific DNA binding; DNA-binding transcription factor activity, RNA polymerase II-specific. The record is from RefSeq and is a predicted model, not a curated record. The transcript is spliced from 6 exons.